AUGCUUGAUUAUAUUCCAUUCACAAAAGGAUAGGACAGCGAUGUAAAAGUCGAAAGUAAUACAGGAGGAGGGCACAAUUCAAUACUUAAAAAUUAAAAAUAUACACUUAAAUUUCUAUAAAAUAAACAAAACUAUGCUAAAAUCAAUAAAGUUACUGAUUAUUAAUCACUAUUAAAUUCUCCUGAACAAAUUACUACUAGGUCAUUAGAUAUAUAGUAAUAUGAAUACUUUUUGCGCAAAGAUGCAUUAGAAAAUAGAUUGAAAGAAUACAAAAUAUCUAAAGGAUAAUAAACGACUUUAACACGAAAGCAACUGCAAUCGUCAAUUAAAGUUGAAAAUGUUCAUUUAAAUGAAAACUCUGAUCAUUAUAAGAAAUUGGAAUUGGCACUCAAUAGAUCAAAGUUUAAUCGAGUGGGAAGCAUUGGUGAAAGUUACAGAUCUCAAGACUCGUUAUCAAGCAUAUAAAAAAUUACCAGAUAUUAAUAAUUGCAAUAAUAAACCUAAUAUUUAGUAGUGUAAUAGUAAGAAGAACAAAAUAGAUAAAAAUCUUAUUAAGAAGAGUAAAGUCUUUCUAGCAUUAAAGUUGAAGAAUAAAUAGUAGAUUUAUCAACUGAGAAGCAUGAAGAAGUAGUUCUAAAUGAACCAUUAGAAAAUGAAAACUCUCUUUAGUGCGAAUCUCAACAGUAGGUUGAAAUUUAAGAUUAACCAUAAUAAUUAUAAUAGUAAGUUAAUGAGAGUUAUGCCAUCUCAUAAUUCUCAGUUCCUUAAUAGUAUUCCAUCAAUAAUGAAAUUUCUUUGAUUAACUAUGAGGAUGAUGAAGAUGUUGAUGAAGAAGAAGAAUAAGAAUAAGUUCAAUCUAACAAAAAAUAAACUAAAAAUAAAAAGUAACCUAAAUAAAAGGCUUAGAAACAAUAAAAAUAACAACAAUCUAAUUCCAAAGUUAAUCAAAGUAUUCAAUCAGUCAAAAAAUCUGAUGGCAUAAGAUCAAAUAAAAUUAGUAGAUAACAAUCUUAAAUGUCUAUAUCUGAUUUAGAUAGAAUUGAAUAAAUAAUUCAAUAGAAUGCAAAUGAUCUAGAUGAAGCAGAAGAAAUGCAAAGAGAUAAAAUGAGAAAAUAAAUUAGAGAGUUAGAAGAAAAAAUACAGAAGACUAGAGAAAGGCAAGAAUAAUUUUAAUAUAAUCCAGAAGACUAUAAAGAUAUGAGUGGAGAAUACUUAUAAACCAAAAAAAAGGAAUAGCAAUUAUAAUAACAGUAGGAAUAAUAGUAGUAAUAAUAGUAAUAAUAGUAAUAAUAAUAAUAAUAUUAAUAAUAACAACAAAAUUAAUAAUUCUAAUCAUAACCCUAAUAACAACAAUAACAUUUAUAGGUUAAUACUCCAAAAAGGCAAGGGAAAUAAGAAAUUAGACCCAAUAUUUAAACCUAACUAAAUAUAUCUAAAUAGGCUAAAUAAAUAAAACCACCUGAAACUUAAAGUUAAGCAGUUUUACCUAAUAUUAAUUAAAAUUAAAGAGUAUAAGAACAUCCAAUGACUGCUAAAUCCCCUAGACUAGAAAAGAAAAAUUAAGAAAUCAAUGAAAUAGAAUCACAAAGAAUAUCAUAGCAUAGUAUUGAAUUAGAAAGGUCUGUUGUUGAAUCGUUAAGAGAUUUAGAAAAAUAAUAACAACAUUCAACUCCAAUUGUAUCUGAUCCAUUGAUAAAAAUAGAAAAUAAAUUAAAGCAAAUGCAAGAAGAGAUGGAAGUUCAUUAAAGGAAGCAGAGUGAUUUAGACUUUGCUGAUUUUUUGCUAACAUCAGGAAAUGUUUUCGAUACAAAUUAUGAAGUAAUUUGAUUAUUCUAAUCAUAGAAAUAUAAGAUAUUUCAAGUUGACAAAAAACCAGAUCAACCACCUGGCCAUUUUGGAGAAGAGGAAAAAAACUUAUAUCAAUAAAUGAAGUAUUGGGAUGCUUAAAAUACAGGAAAUAGUAAAAAGAUCUUAGCAGUUGCAGAUAUUGUUAGAGGUAUUUGUACUAAAUUUACUUCUGAUGUAAAUAUAAGUGAAGCAGAUGUAAAAACAUAAAAAACAAUAGAUUCUGAUUGGGAUUGA
This is a messenger RNA of Paramecium octaurelia, 2082 nucleotides long. Lineage: Eukaryota; Ciliophora; Oligohymenophorea; Peniculida; Parameciidae. The record is from the annotation of a GenBank genome assembly.